Messenger RNA from Drosophila innubila, 1496 nucleotides. RefSeq names its product prostatic acid phosphatase. Lineage: Eukaryota; Metazoa; Arthropoda; Insecta; Diptera; Drosophilidae. Gene Ontology annotation, biological process: dephosphorylation. The coding region runs from base 108 to 1367 and encodes 419 amino acids. Gene Ontology annotation, molecular function: phosphatase activity. The transcript has 5 exons. The record is from RefSeq and is a predicted model, not a curated record.
UACGACUUUUAUCGUCAGUUUAAUUUAUUGCCAUCGUUUAAGAUUUGCUUCCGCUUGUAUUCGAUUUAACCCGAAUCUCUGAAUAUAUAAGAAACAUCAGCAUCAAAAUGAUAUUCGGUCGCUGUACGCGAAAACAAAUAAUCACAAUGAGCGCUCUGGCUGCUGGUGUCGUCCUGGCAAUCGUUGCCAUAAGCGUCUUUAGCCAAGUGGAGUCCAAGGAGCCUCCAUGGGCGUCACACCGUGUGAACAAGUGCUUCAAGACACUGCCGAACACAACAAAUUCCACACUCGAACUGGUCCACAUUGUCUUCAGACAUGGCAUACGCACACCUGUCGACACCUUUCCAAAUGAUCCCUAUCUCAAGGAUAGCUUCAAGCCCACCGGUUGGGGUCAUGUAACCAAUCGCGGAAAGAAGGAGCUCUUUGAUAUGGGUCGCUGGUUGCAUCGUCGCUACGGUGACUUCAUGGGACCGUAUUACAGACCCGACAGACUUCAUGCUCAAGCUACAGCAUCUCCUCGAGCUCUGAUGUCACUGCAGACUACACUGGCCAGCAUGUUUGAGCCUCGGGGCACAGCCAUGGAAUGGAAUCGGCAGCUCAACUGGCAGCCCAUUCCGAUUGUAUCCGAGCCAUUGGAACAGGAUUCGCUGUUGUUGGUGCGAACGCCAUGUCCACGUUACUAUGAGGCAAGGGACGAGGUGUUCAAGCUGCCCGAGGUGAUUGCCGAGCAGGAACCCUACGCAGAUAUGCUCCGAGAGCUGAGCAAUCUGACGGGAAUGCCAAUGCGCAAUGCCGAGGAUGUUAACUCCCUCUAUAUCACGCUGUUGGCCGAACAGGAGUUUGGCUACAAGCUGCCCGUCUGGGCCAAGGAUUACUUUCCGAAGCGCAUGCAGUUCCUGGCCGAGCAGAGCUAUGUCUAUAAUGCGUAUACGCCCGAGAUGCAGAAGAUCAAGGGUGGACCAUUUUUGCGCAAGAUGUACGAUGAAAUGUUGGCGAAACAGGCGGGCACUUUGAGGCCCAAGGAUCGAGGCAUGUUCAUCUAUACGGGACACGACUGGACCGUGGGCAACAUACUUUCCGCCCUAGGCGUUUGGAAGCGCCAAAUGCCGCGCUUUGCCGUUAUGGCGAUCUUCGAGACGCAUAAGAAUCGAGAGACAGGCGAAUACUAUGUAGAGAUAUUUCUGCGCAACGAUGAAUUCGGCUGCCUGGAACCGUUGAAACUGGCGGACUGCGAGUUGCAGUGUCCACUGAAUCGCCUCAUCGAACUCAGCGAAUCGGUGCUCCCAAAUGAACCCAUGGAGCAACGUUGUCGCGCUCGUAAUGCCGAUUUCGUGGAACCACCGCCACGGCCAAUCGAUCAGCAAUAAAAUAAUAUUAUUAAAGUAGACAUGCUAAACAAUUUGUUGCUUGCACUCAGAGAACUCAGUAUUAGACAGUGGCAGUUUCCACAUGAAUCUGCGGAAUAAAAUCCAAAUAAAAUCAACAUAAAAAGUAAA